AUGAAGACCAUCUAUCCGCACAUCCAGCAACGCUUAAUAUCCGAAAUCUUCACCCUCGUAUCAAACCGUCCCGUCGGCUCCUGCAACUUCCUCCCGCUCCCCCCUCUCCUCGCCGCAUCCGGCACCUCCCAAACCUCGUCCGAGGAGCAGAACGAUGUCCCCUCCCUCGUGACCUACCGAAACUACGCAACCCUCUUCUUCAUCAUAAUAUCGACGUCAACCGAGUCCCCGCUAGCGCUCAUCGACCUCAUACAAGUCUACGUCGAGGCCCUCGACCGACUCUUCGAGAACGUGUGCGAGCUCGACCUCAUCUUUAACUUCGAGACCCUUCAUUCGACGCUAAGCGAGAUGAUAGUGGGCGGUGUAGUGGUAGAGACGAAUCUGGAUCGCAUCGUCGCCGGUGUAAGGGCGCAAGGUACCGUCGCUAAGAGGCCGGUCAACGAGAGCCGGAGUACGGGUUUAGGUGCUGGGUUGGGCAUGGGUGGCAACUUCAGCUGGGCUACAAGGUAG
This is a messenger RNA of Scedosporium apiospermum, 510 nucleotides long. RefSeq lists its product as uncharacterized. Gene Ontology annotation, biological process: vesicle-mediated transport; protein transport. NCBI's taxonomy places the organism in Eukaryota, Fungi, Ascomycota, Sordariomycetes, Microascales, Microascaceae. The coding region runs from base 1 to 510 and encodes 169 amino acids. The record is from RefSeq and is a predicted model, not a curated record. Gene Ontology annotation, cellular component: intracellular membrane-bounded organelle. The transcript is spliced from 2 exons.